UGCUGGAGCCUUCUCAUGUGGCUGAUGCAAACCUGGAGAAUUUGCAUCAUCAUGUAGCCGGAGUAAGUUGGUGUGACAGGCAAGAGCUUAAAUACAAGCCCACGAGGAAGCUGAGCUGGUUUGUAAUGAUAGGGCAGCAGCCGCUGCAGCAACAGUGGUAGUGCGAGGAGGUGGAGAACUGAGGGCACCAUGAACACACAGGUGUUUCUGAGUAGUAAUUAGAUAGCUGGGAAGGAUAAAAUACACCUCUGAGUUUCUACCUGUGUUCGUAAUAGCGUUGAGAGAGACAAUCUGAACGCAAAGAGGAGGAGAUCAGUCACACCAAGAGACACUGAAGUUGAAAGUUUUGGUUUUCUUUUCCUGUGUUGUCUUUUUGCCCUGGUAUCACUACUAUGGUCAGAAAACCUGUUGUGUCCACCAUCUCCAAAAGGAGUUACCUGCAGGGAAACGUGAACGGGAGGCUGCCUUCCAUGGGUGGCAAGGAGCCCCCUGGGCAGGAGAAAGUGGUGCUCAAGAAGAAAAUCACCUUACUGAGGGGAAUCUCCAUUAUCAUUGGCACCAUCAUCGGCGCAGGAAUCUUCAUCUCCCCCAAGGGUGUGCUGCGCAACACCGGCACCGUGGGCAUGUCUCUGGUUGUCUGGACGCUCUGCGGAGUCCUGUCCCUGUUCGGAGCCUUGUCCUAUGCUGAACUGGGAACAAGUAUAAAGAAAUCUGGUGGCCAUUACACUUAUAUUCUGGAAGUCUUUGGUCCAUUGCUAGCUUUUGUACGAGUCUGGGUUGAACUGCUCAUAAUACGCCCUGCAGCGACUGCUGUGAUAUCCCUGGCAUUUGGACGCUACAUUCUGGAACCAUUUUUUAUUCAAUGUGAAAUUCCUGAACUUGCGAUCAAGCUGGUUACAGCUGUGGGUAUAACUGCAGUGAUGGUCCUAAAUAGCAUGAGUGUCAGCUGGAGUGCCCGGAUCCAGAUUUUUCUAACCUUUUGCAAGCUCACAGCAAUUCUGAUAAUUAUAGUCCCCGGAGUUAUGCAGUUAAUUAAAGGUCAAACACAGCACUUUAAAGAUGCCUUUUCAGGGAGAGAUGCCAGUGUUAUGGGAUUGCCCCUGGCUUUUUAUUAUGGAAUGUACGCAUAUGCUGGCUGGUUUUACCUCAACUUUGUUACUGAAGAAGUAGAAAACCCAGAAAGAACUGUUCCUCUUGCAAUAUGUAUAUCCAUGGCCAUCGUCACCAUUGGCUACGUGCUAACAAAUGUGGCCUACUUUACAACCAUUAGCGCUGAGGAGCUGUUGCUUUCAAAUGCAGUGGCAGUGACCUUUUCUGAGCGGCUCCUGGGAAAUUUCUCAUUAGCAGUUCCGAUCUUUGUGGCCCUCUCCUGCUUUGGCUCCAUGAAUGGAGGUGUGUUUGCUGUCUCCAGGUUAUUCUAUGUUGCGUCUCGAGAGGGUCACCUUCCAGAAAUCCUCUCCAUGAUUCAUGUCCGCAAGCACACUCCUCUGCCAGCUGUUAUUGUUUUGCACCCUUUAACAAUGAUAAUGCUCUUCUCUGGUGACCUCUACAGUCUUCUGAAUUUCCUCAGCUUUGCCAGGUGGCUUUUUAUUGGGCUGGCAGUCGCUGGGCUGAUUUAUCUUCGAUACAAACGCCCAGAUAUGCAGCGUCCUUUCAAGGUACCACUCUUCAUCCCAGCUUUGUUCUCCUUCACCUGCUUCUUCAUGGUUGCCCUUUCCCUUUAUUCGGACCCAUUCAGUACAGGGAUUGGCUUCGUCAUCACUCUGAGUGGGGUCCCUGCCUACUAUCUCUUUAUAAUAUGGGACAAGAAACCCAAGUGGUUUCGAAGAAUGUCAGAUACAAUAACCAGAACAUUACAGAUAAUACUGGAAGUUGUACCUGAAGAAGACUGUCGUAAAUAACAAACUAAUGAAGUGGAAAUCUUGGCAAUUUGCACUUGAGCAAAGACACAGCAUGGAUAUUUACUGCAUUUUCUGAAAAUCCAGAAAAUUGAAACUUGAUGGUGUACUAAAGGAUUCAAUUAUUUUUAUUCAUAUAUUUUAGUGUAUUGAAACUAAUUUCUAAGAAAUUUAGUUAUGACUCCAUGUAGUUAUAGAAAGCUAAUAGGCAAUUGAACCAUGAGUUCACAUAAUUCUUGAGUCUCUGUUAGGGUUAAGGAGAAAGACUGAGGCAAUGGAUGGUUACUUGAAUGGUCAUUCUCUACAACAUAUCUUAUCAAAGUUAAGCACCUUCAAAUUGAAAACUGAGAUGUUUUCUGUAUAUAUGGAUUUGUAAACACGGUUUUAUAUACUGUAGAUUACUAUACUGUGAAAAGUGUUUUCUAUUCUUCUGAAAAAAGUAUAGUACACAUCAUUAUGACAAAGAAGAUAGAAAAAUUAUUUUAUAUUGGCAUUGCAUUGCUUCCCAUUAAAUAACAAUUUAGCUAUCACUGAUCUUUAAAUGGAUUAUACCUAGAGCAUUUUGAACAAAAGACAGGGACAGAGAGAGUAGGCCUACUUAUUUGAAUACAUUAAAGAAGAGCUUCUAGGGGGCUGUUACUUAUGAGAAAUCUGACAUUUAUGUUUGAGCAAAAAUCUUUGAGAAUUUACUGUGUUACAUGUUUUUUUUUCAGUCAUUAUCAGGAAGUUCCACGGUUAUGUGCCAUUUAGUUGUCAUGUCAGUCAGUUUGAUCAGGGAAGUUUGUAAUGUUUCUUAGGGCAGGUGUCAUUUUGGUGUUAAAUCCUCUGAAGGAUACCAUCUGCUUCACUAAUAAUUUACCCUCUGAUGAAUACAAACACACACACACACAUGCAUUUAUAUUAUAUAGCUAAUAAAUUAUAAUAGUAUGAGAGAAAUCAUGAACAAGGGAAAUGUCUGAAAUGUCCAAUCUAUUCCUAUAAUCAUACUAUAUGCCAUGUUAGUAAUUCUGAACAAUUUUUUUAAUCUUAUUGCUAUUUUUACAUGGUGAUGAAUUUUGACAGUGUGUAAAUUUCCUUUAUACAUUUUGUAUUCUGCUAAAAUAUCUCUUUGGAUAAAAACGUCCAAAUAAAUUAGGAAAAGGCAUAUAUUUACAUAAAAAUUGAGGAAGAAAUGUCACUGCUAAAUAAGAUUUACAACUGAUGCUUCUAAAAAUUUCCCAUGUCAAUGUCUAGGCUUAGUCAGUAAUUUCUUCACCUUAAUUAUCAUUCAACUUGCAAAAGAGAUAACUGUUAGUAAGUUCAUUGAAAGAAGAAGAAACUGUGCAUGGAUGUGUGCUGAAAUGUAUUAUGCCAGGAUUAGAGAAUAUUGUGGAAUUUUCAAAGGAAGCUAACAUGAUAAAAUGUUUUACUUAUCAUUUAUAACUACCUAAGAUUAAAUGGUUAGUCAUAAUCAUCUUUAAACUUUCGUUCAUUUCAAAAUAAGAAUUUUUGAAGGAAUUACAAUGAUUAAAAUCAUUAAAAGUAGACAUAGAGUUCACUGAAAUUUACCCAAAAUUGAGAUGGAGAUUUAUAAUUUGAAGCAAUUCCAAUUCAUUAAUUUCGAUUUUUGAUCCUGAUAAAUUUAAUAUAUAUCCAAGAUUGCUGAUUUUUAAGCUAAACCUAUAAUUUGAGUCACUAAGGGAAUUAUUAUCAAUUUCUUUUUAAAUAAUAAAUAUUUAUUUAUUUAUUUGAAAGGCAGUGAAAGAGAGAGAGAGAAAGAAGUAUCUUCCAUCUGCUGGUUCACUCAUUUUUUUAAAAGAUUUAUUUUAUUUAUUUGAAAGAUAAGAGUAACAGUGAGAGGUAGAGCUGUUUCACUCCCCAACUAGCCACAAUGGCCUGAGCUGAACUGAUCUGAAGCCAGGGACCAGAAGCUUCUUCCAUGUCUCCCACAUGGGUGCAAGGGCCCAUCCACUGCUUUCCUAGGCCAGUACUUGAACCUGUGGCCAUAUGGGAUGCCAGAGUUGCAGGCCAGAGCUUUAACUCACUGGGCCACAGUGCUGUCCUUGGCUCACUGUUCAAAUGGCUGCAUCAGCCGGGUCUGGGCCAAACUGAAACCAGGAGCCAGGAACUUCAUAGUGGUCCUCAUGUGGGUGGCAGGGACCCAGGAUAUGGACCAUCUUCUGAUGCUUUCUCAGGUAUGUUAGUAGGGAGCUGAUUCAGAAGUGGAGUAACUGAGACUUGAACCUGCAGUCUUAUAUAUGAUGCUGGUAUUGCAAGCUGUGGCUUAACCUGCUGUGUCACAACACCAUCUCUAAAAAUUUUCUUUAUUUUACUCUUAGCUCCAGGUUUUCCAGAUUUAUCUGCAGUCCUUAUUUAAAAUAUACAUUUUCCAUUUCUCAGCAUCUCUCCCUUGGAUGUAUUGGUAGAAGUAAAACACUUUGUAUCUUCCUAUGUUUUACACAGUCUAGGCCCAUUGAAUCUGUACAAGGAAACUCUUCCUGAGCUGAAGUUAAUGUGCAAAUAUUGACAGUGGUAGAUUUGGCUCAUUUAUUUGAUUGUUUUUGGUUCUAAUAUUUCUUUAAAUGUGUCAUUACAAGCUAACUGGAAUACAUAUGCAUUUCUCUCUUAUUUUCAAGAGGGAUUUUUGUAGAGUUAAAUUUCUAAUGCCAAUGGAAUCUCAUUUUAGCCAAAGUCAUCUAGUAAUUAAGAAAAUGGAGAGGGCAGGAGUGGUGGGAAAAAUCACCAUAUUCCUAAAGUUGUAAUUAUGAAAUGUAUGAAGUUUGUAUUCCUUUAAGGUUUCUGAUGAAUAUAAAAGAAAAUGGGGUAGGGGUUAUGUGUACUUCAGCUUAUUUUUAGGAUACACCAUGAGAAGACAAAAGAUUUCUUUAAUUGCAGAAUCAAUAUUCUUAAUUUUUGUCUAAACUGGGGACAUGUGAAGCAUAUCUAAUUCAGAAGCUCUUGCAUGAUUAUUUAUGCAUAUUUCUUGAAAAAUGUUUAAAAUUUUAUUUAAAGUAUACAGAUUUCAUGUAUUUCAUAUAUACAGGUUUAGGAACAUAGUGAUACUUCCCACGCUUCACUCCCUCCUGCCCACGCUCCCACCCAUCCUCCUCCUUCCUGUCUUAUUUUUAUAGAAAGUAAAAUGUUUCUCAUAUUUCUAAAAUAAUAUACAAAAGGGAGUCUCAAAAAAACUUGUAUAAAACACAUAUUACAAAAAUAUUUUGCUUGGAUUUCAAUUUUCUUACACCAAAAUUAACUUACCUUUUAAUUUCACUGUCUAUGAACUUUUUGUAGCACCCUCAUAAAUGCUCUGAGUGUAACACAAAAAGUACAAGUGGCCAGUACUAUUUAAGAUAACAAAUAUAUUUUAUUAUCCAAUAUUCUUUUUCUGAGUACUUAGAGUCUCAAAGAUUUAAUUUUGAUUUUUACAGAUCUAGUAAAGACUUCCAAAUCUAAAAUAUAAUUUGAUUUUUUAACAAAUAAAAAUAUACUCUUUACACAAUUAUGAAUAUUUUUAGAAGAAUUUUUCUCACAAUGCUAUUCUGACCCCAUUUUUAAAGUGUUAGAUUAUUUUUCUUUGAUCAAAUAAAGAAAACUGGAUCACUAUAAAUGGUGAUUUGGUCAGCUGGAAGCAGGCUCUGUUCUUUUCUUUCUCUAGGAGAUGAAAGAUUUGUCCUAGAAAAGAUGCCUAACUCCAGUUCCAAACCUAAAAGUCAAGUGUGUGCCAACUACUUGCAUGUACACUUGUCCAGAAGUACCCCCAGCUUUCUGGUACAAAAUUUGGACAGUUGAUUAAGUUGCAUGACAAUGCAAGGCAGUUUCUUUGUCAUUAAAAUAUACAUAUUGAAAAAUAUUUCCAGAAUGUCUUAUAUGUCUGGUAAAACUGUUUUCCCACUUACUAUUUGACAUAUCAACAGAUGGUUAAGGUGAAUAUAAUUAUACAAGAGAAUUCUUCAUAAACUGUAAUCAGUCUUCAAGAAACUCAUUAUUUUAUCUUGAUUUGCAGAUAAUGUAUAAUGCUAAGAAGUUUAGCACCUCUGACAUUUGUUAAAAUCAAUCUCUUGUAAUUGAGUUGUAGGUUAUGAAAAGAUGAAAAACUGAAGGUCUGAGUAGUAGGAAAUAAAAGACAGGAUAGCAUUGGAAAUAACAAUACUUUGAUGUUAUACAAUGCUAUAUGAUCAGAAAAAAAAAUUAAGGACUGUCUGCUAUGCAUGGUGGAUAUCCCAAACAUAAGUUGCCCAGCCUUUCACUCAGACAUGUCCCUCCCAAUUUCCUGUACCUAACUUUGAAUUAGGAAUUUUGUAUUAAUUUUCUUGAAGAAGACUAGUAAAAUUGUUUAUCGCUCUGGCCCCACUAUAUCUUCAUCUAUCCCUGUGAAGAAGCAAUAACUCCCAUUAUUUUUCUUUUAGUAAUAAACAUGGGGUAUUUGUAGGAUAUAAUUUAAGUAAUAAAAUUGUGUUUAAUUUAAAUAUCUAUAUAUAACUGAGUGCCUUCAUCAUUAUAUUUAUUUUGUGAAAUAUAAAGAUAUAGCAAUAUGUAAAGAUACAGUUUCACCCUUGUCAUACUUUAUUUUUUCAUUUUGAAUGAUAGACAAUGGAUUGGAUUCUAAUUGUAAAUCUUUUAACUAAUUUGGAAAGAAAUACUCAUAUAGAGAGAUUUUGGAUUUGAAUGCAGAUGACUCAAGAAAUUUGAUUUUACUUGAAUAUAAUUUUGCUUCAUUUUGCCCCACAUGAUAUGCAGUACGUUGGUGCUGAUAAUGUUUACAGUUACAUUUUACUUCCUUAAGGGUUCAAAGUCAAGAAUUAAAGCAUGUCAUUGAAUAACUGGCAAGAAAACCCUUAGUGGAUUUGAAUUAGAGUAGCUGUUGAGUCAUCUUGAUAGCUUCUGUUUAUAUUAUUUAUAUAUCAUUAAUUAAUUUCCUUGUAAACAGUAUUUCAAAAAAAUCUCUCUCUCUCUCUCUAUCUGUAUAAUACCAAAAGUGUGACCUGUAGGUAGGCUCUAGCUUAUUAGAACUGUACUUAUAAAAGAUAUUUUAAUAGUCAAUUUUUUAAGGGAUCCUUUCUUAAUUUUGUUGAAUUUUCAAAUUAGUUUCUAAAACUAAAUGCACUAUUUUUAAAUUGAAUACAGAUGCAAAAAAAUGUAAAUCAUGCUCUCACAGACACUUUACCAACUUUCUGUAUGUCAUGAGAUAUUCUCCUUGUUUAUCCUCUGAUAAUAAUAUUAAUUUGAUUUUUGGCGGCCGGCGCCGUGGCUCAAUAGGCUAAUCCUCCACCUUGCGGCGCCGGCACACCGGGUUCUAGUCCCGGUUGGGGCGCCGGAUUCUGUCCCGGUCGCCCCUCUUCCAGGCCAGCUCUCUGCUAUGGCCAGGGAGUGCAGUGGAGGAUGGCCCAGGUGCUUGGGCCCUGCACCCCAUGGGAGACCAGGAAAAGCACCUGGCUCCUGGCUCCUGCCAGGAUCAGCGCGGUGCGCCGGCUGCAGCGGCGGCCAUUGGAGGGUGAACCAACGGCAAAAGGAAGACCUUUCUCUCUGUCUCUCUCUCUCACUGUCCACUCUGCCUGUCAAAAAAAAAAAAAAAAAAAAAAAAAAAAAAAAAAUUUGAUUUUUGGACUAGUCCCCCAUUAUUUGAAUUUGUUAAUGAUUACAUUAGUUUUAUUUUUUUGCAUUAUGU
Molecule: messenger RNA, 7542 nt
Organism: Oryctolagus cuniculus (rabbit)
Lineage: Eukaryota; Metazoa; Chordata; Mammalia; Lagomorpha; Leporidae
Gene: SLC7A11
Product: solute carrier family 7 member 11
Biological process (GO): amino acid transmembrane transport
Cellular component (GO): membrane
Molecular function (GO): L-amino acid transmembrane transporter activity
Source: RefSeq, a predicted model, not a curated record